Molecule: messenger RNA, 4954 nt
Organism: Contarinia nasturtii (swede midge)
Lineage: Eukaryota; Metazoa; Arthropoda; Insecta; Diptera; Cecidomyiidae
Gene: Socs16D
Product: probable serine/threonine-protein kinase DDB_G0282963
Exons: 9
Coding region: 1242-4832 (1196 amino acids)
Biological process (GO): phosphatidylinositol phosphate biosynthetic process; intracellular signal transduction
Cellular component (GO): phosphatidylinositol 3-kinase complex
Molecular function (GO): 1-phosphatidylinositol-3-kinase regulator activity
Source: RefSeq, a predicted model, not a curated record
CCACUAUAAUGUAGUAUUUUACUACGAUCGUGUGAUUUAAGACGUCCACUCAACACAUAUUCACAUAUAUUCGCCAGAGAGCAGUGAGUGUCCUAUGUAUAUAGUAUCUCUCGCGCGAUUUGUGUGCAGAAAUUUUUUUUAUUGUUAAAUAAAUUAUAAAUGGCUGCCAGACACUAGUCUAGACUCGAAAUGCACGAAAAAUUCAAUCGACGAUGGUAAAAUAGAGUGUGCUUUGAUUUUGUGAUUAAAUGAAGAAAGAAAAAUGGCCAGCCGACAACGACGCAGACAUCAUGUGAAGAAAUUUACGUGAACGUCCAAAUCAAAUGAAGUGAAGAAUCGAAUUGUGAAUAAGGUGUGCAAUAAUCUGUGUUCGAAUCAAUAACAAAAACAAAGCAGAUAGAGAAACAACGACGCAAAAAAAAGAGACUCACGUCUAAAGUGACAACAAAACAAUAUUCGCCUCCUCGAAUUUAUUGUGUCGAAAGAGGGAAAGGGUGAAAAAAAAAACACAUAAAUCAUUGAUUAUUCAUUGUGGGCAGUUUCGCGGGGCGAUAUACUCUCUCUCACUCAUCAUAUAACAAACACGUAAAAUAUACAUAGAAACGCGCGCGCUUUGGGCUCUGUAUGGUGUGUCGCUUUCGUUUUUUUCGCUUCACUCUGCCUUCUGCUUCUUCUUCAUCGAUAUCAUCAUCAUCGUCACCGUCAUCGCUACUAUCAUCGUCAAAAGCGGCACCAGCAACAGAAACACCAGCAGUUGUAUCAUUUUUGCACGUUCAAUCGACGUGUGUGUGCACUCACAAUUAUGAUAACCACUGAUUCAUGCAAUUCGCUUGGUGCACAUUCGGCGCGUCAUCGUUAUCAUCGAGAAUUCGUCUCCAAUUUUUCUGUACUGUUACGUGCAUAAAACCGCAUAAGUAUCGUUAAGCCAUCCACGAAUGGACAAACGAACGAGAUAUGUGGUACGAAAACGAGUGUGUCUAUAUUGGAUAUUAUGUGUUAGACACACAAAUGCAAGAAGCGGAAGUUUAAUGUAAAGGAAAAGUUGAGCAAAGCAAAACCAUAGAAAUAAACGCGAAGGGAAUACGAAUCAACAGCAACAACAACAACAAAUAAACAAAAAGCCAGAGAGUGAAGUGCAAAAACCAGAAGAUAAUAAUAAUAACGGCCCAACAAAAACCGAAGAAACAAAAGUAAGCAUCGAACAAGAGCGAAAUUAUUUAAAAACUUGACCAUUUCGAGAAAUGGCAAAAUUGAAUAGCCAUGAACAGUUAUUGUCCAGUGAAUAUGGUUCGACAGCGAUAAACACGAAUGCAUCAGCAGCAACCGUAGCCUCAGCAUCCAUGUUGGGAGUGGGAUGUGUUAGCAGUAGUAAUUCAAUAAGCACAACAUUUCCGUCGAAUCAUCAUUUGUUGGUGAGACAUGCUGCCAUUGAAAUCACACCGCCGGCCAUAUCGCAUUCACAGCAUCAGCUCAACAGCGGAAACAGUUUUGAAUUGAACGGUGUGACAACGUCAUCAUUGUCUGAAGAUUCUGGUCUGCCGCUCACCACAAACAGUUCCAUCUCAAGCGGUGAUUCCACCCGUAUGGGCCUAUGUAAAUUUGAAUUCGAGUUGGCUACCGAAAGUGAUGCGGAAGUAUCACAAUUCGAUUCAUUGGAAAAUUGUUCGGACGGAGGUAUGAGCGCUGAAAAUUUUAAUACACUAAAAAAAGUUCCAUUGGCACCGAUUGAUCCACCGCCGGAAUUUCAGGAUUCACCGCAAACAACACUGUUGCGAUCAACCGCAUUGCAAAGUUUUUCAACAAAAUUGGCGAAAAAUAUCGUUUCAACAGCAAUCACCGUCGGUCCAAAUGCAAAUUCAAAUUACGACGAGGUGCCAAUGAAUGCAUUGAUCAAAACAAAAUCAUUGGAAAUUUUACCGACCACCGAAAUCGAGCGUGAACCAUCGUACGCAUACGAUCGAUUGCCGCGCAAACGAAACGAUUACGUUGUCGAUGAUGAUGAAAAUCAAAUGUAUCAAUGCGAAUACCAUUUGUAUCAUCGUACAACCGACGAUUUUUACCAUACUUAUGAUAUUUAUGCUAGUGAUUCAGUACUUAACACGCAUAUCGACAAUAUUUAUGAUGUCCCAUGUGAUGAAUAUGCGCCAGCGAAUGUGAGCUGUGAUUCGAUUUUGGAGCGAAGCGAACAUUUUUCCCUAUUCGAUGAUACUCAAACCAAAGUUUGUGAUGUGUCAAACAUUAAAGCGCCAACCAAUUGCGUAAAUCGUUUGCAUCACAUGGAAUUGGCCAAUGAAAUCCAUGAUUAUGAUUUAUAUUAUCAACGGAAAGUAAAAUGUAGCAAAAAUUAUGAUAAAAAUAAAAUGAUCGUAACGGAACCAUAUUCAUCGGGCGCAUCGACAUUAGCAUCGAAUACAAUUAAUUCAAUGGCAUCCGCAAACAAUUCAUUGCGACCAUCCGAAUCAAGUGUGGCCACCAAUCAUACGGAUUCACAGCAUCAAUCGAAAUCGUCGACACUGUCGUCGGUGUCAAAGACGAAAACAACAUCGUCGUCAUCAACAACAACCACAUCGGCGUCGAUAACAACAUUUCAACAUCGCAAAACACCAUCAAUAUUGUACAGUCCAUUACAUUAUCAUGCUAAUAGUAAUUUGUCAACGGGCCAACGGCCCAAUUCACGUAAUUCAUUGAACAGUCGAUUGUCCAGUUCGCACAAUUCAUUAACAAUAUCAUCAUCAAAUAAAGCGGACGAUUCGAUAUUCAUAACACAAGCCAUGUCGCAUGACGCAUUAACAAGUCGUGAAAUAUCCGAUUUUUAUAACGUUCCCAUUGAUUCAGACAUUUAUGCAUUGCCAAUUGAUGUGAUUCGGCCUAUUUUUAGCUCAACAAACACAAGUCGAACGUGCACAAGUGGCCGAAUUCAACCGGCCACCACCGGUGGCUGUGGCAGUGGCAACAACACAAAUGGUGCUUGCAAAACGGGCAAAAAUCCAUUGAGCGAUAAAUCGACAUUAAAAUCGGUCGCUUCAAUGCAAAACGCAAUCAGUAGUGAUAUUCAAUUGCCAGCGUCGUCGCGUACAUCGAUGCUAUUAAAAAGUGGCACAAAACAUUUUCGCGGUCGUUUAAAGUAUGUACGAAACAAUAAGCGACGAAAACGUCAACAGAGUUUGGAUGGGGCAAAUGGCGCUGGCGCUGGCAACAGUGUGAUUCCAUCGAAAUCAUGCCGAUCGAAUAAUAGCGGCAAUGGAACAGUCACCGCAACUGAUAAACGACACAGUGUACCAGAAAAUGUAAUUGCCGAACCGAUUCCGAAGCACGUGAUGCUCGACGAAGUGAAACAACAAAUGAUGUACACCAGUUUGUGUUCAAGUUCUAGUGAAUCGGCGCUCGAAUUAAAGGCAAUCACAAAAAAUAUGUCAAACAAUUUUAAUAGCAAUUGCAAUCACAGCAGUGGGCGGAUUAACAAACUCGCACUAUUCGGCACAUUUUCAUCCAACAAACAUUCAACAAAUAACAACAAUAAUAACAAUUCGACCAGUUUUAACCAUAAUAAUGCAAACAAUUCAAUUGUGAUUUUAAAAAGUGAUCGAAAUUUCAAUUUAACACACAUCAAUAACAAUAAUCUGAACAACAAUAACACGAUCAACAACUCCAUUGCAAAUAGUCAUACGAAAUUAUUGUCGGUCGCAACAUCCACAUCAAGUACACCAAAUCACAAUGCAAAUACAGCCAAUUCGAAAUUGCCAAAUGCACGAAACACCAGCAGUAGCAGCAACACCAACAUUACAGCUGCCACCGGUACAGCAAAAAAUGCCGCGUGCAACAUUAAAAAAAUCAAUUCAUCGCCAAGUAUUGCCAAAGAAAGUAACAACGAUGGUCUGACCACAAAUGCCACAAACACAGCGCAAACAACGUCAACGAAAAAAUCACAAUUUUCAAUCAGUUUGAAUUUAAAGCAAAAAUUUUGCAGCAUUUUUCGCUUUCGAAAAUCCUAUUCAACGCAUCAUUCAUCCAACAACGGGUCGAAUCAUCGUGAUAUGACUGAUUAUGAAGUGGCCACCGGUGUUGGUGGCAAUGAUAAAAAAGCCAAAUUCUCGACACGUGCAUUACCACCAUUGCCGCCAAAAUUUAAAGGUACCACACGUACAGAGUCACCUGCAACAAAUGAAUCCAGCUCAGCUGCAGAAGAAAAUGUAGACGAUCGUGAUGGAAAGAAAAAUGAUGUGCAAACCACCAUGGAUUUUGCAGCCAACAUUGAAAAAGUCAAAGAGUAUGGCUGGUACUGGGGACCGAUUUCAAGUGAAGCAGCCGAAAAAAUCUUGUCAAACGAACCAGAUGGUAGUUUCAUCGUGCGCGACAGCUCCGAUGAUCAUUACAUUUUCUCGCUAACAUUUAAACUCAACAACUGUGUACGCCAUGUUCGAAUAGAACAAGAUCAGGGUACAUUUUCAUUUGGAUCAUGUGCAAAAUUUAAGUCGCGAACUAUCAUGGAAUUCAUCGAAAACGCGGUGGAAAGUUCACGCAGUGGACGAUAUUUGUUCUUCUUUCACCGACGACCGGAACAUGGCCCGAUGAGAGUUCAACUCACCAAUCCCGUGUCACGAUUCAAACAUAUUCAGAGUUUGCAGCACAUGUGUCGAUUCGUGAUUCGACGGGCAGUCGUGCGAAAGGAUUUGAUUCAAACACUCCCAUUGCCACGACGACUUCUCGAUUAUUUGAGCUACAAGAAUUGCUACUCGGAGCAGGUCGAAAGCGAUAGUUCUCAAUCACCAACGCCCGAGAACAAUGAAGAAAACCACAGCGAUGAAGCUGAAGAGCAUGUGAUUCUAAGAUAAAAUGUUUGCCAAUGAACGCGAACGGCAACAUCGAUAUGUUCAACGCAAGAAAUACACACACCGUAAAAAAUUACUCAAUUAGCCCAUUAGCUAUCACGAUAAAGUGACAACAAAAAAAAAAA